GUUUGGGUCAGCGGAAUCCUUCGUAGACAUAAGAGGGGCCACAAAAACACCCUAAUCUGACCUUCGCUACAGUUUUCUUCUUCUCACUCAUACAUUUGCAUGUUCUCUUCUUCUCCUCUACCAUCAUAAUAUCUUCAAAACUUCACAUAUAUAUCACUCCAUCUCUCUAUAUAUAGGUCUGCAACCGUCUCGGUUAUAAUCCAACGCAUAUCUCUUUUUUGGUCGCUAAUAUUGGUAUGGAUCCGUUGAGGACUACUUGCUUCUAUUUCCUUUUUAUCGUCUUUUUCAUCCUUUAUCCGAGUUGCCUAUGCGAUUCUCGCCGUCUUGGACCAAUGGAGAAGAAGCCUGGUGUAGAUCGUGACCACUUAAUUGCGGUGAACCGGGAAGAGAUUACAAAACAAGUCGCUCCCUCAACAAACGAGACGAAAACCUUAUUGAGUGAAGCACCGAUCGAACAUGCAAUAGCUAAUCAUGGUCAGAUCAAUGGGAAUAGUACGAAGGACGAUUUCAGAGUAAAACGUGUUUCACUAGACAAAACCAUGCCGUCUAAAAGAGUCUCAAGAACUUGGAAAGUUCCUAAUUAUUCAAAGAAGCAGCGAAGAUCAGAUCAGGAACAUCCAGCAUUCAAUCUCGAUUACAUGCAGCCCAGCACCCAUCCCCCUCAUCAUAAUUAA
Molecule: messenger RNA, 674 nt
Organism: Raphanus sativus (radish)
Lineage: Eukaryota; Viridiplantae; Streptophyta; Magnoliopsida; Brassicales; Brassicaceae
Product: root meristem growth factor 10-like
Exons: 2
Coding region: 237-674 (145 amino acids)
Source: RefSeq, a predicted model, not a curated record